This is a messenger RNA of Prunus armeniaca (apricot), 1431 nucleotides long. The record is from the annotation of a GenBank genome assembly. Lineage: Eukaryota; Viridiplantae; Streptophyta; Magnoliopsida; Rosales; Rosaceae.
AUGGAUCGGUUAACGUUGUGUCCAUUUCUAAAUGGGUUCACGUUCUGUCCAAUUCUAAUCGGAUCUGGGUACGGAUCAUGUCCGCCAUAUUUACCGUCUCAACAAUAUUUCAUUUCGUUCAGAGUGAGAAGUCCUAAUCGCUUCGCAGUUUCACCAGACAAGACAAAUCGUAAUUGCAGUUCCCCUGAGGUGAAGCAGAGAAUGAACGUUCAGCAAGCAUUUCUUAAUAGCAUAAGAAAUGACUUCAAUCAGAACCAGUCUCGUUGUACUGUUAUUGGGGCGUUUCUCAAUCGUUAUAGUUUUUCUGGAUUUGCUUUGGAUGGCUAUUGCAGUGGACAUCUUUUGUUCCAGCAGGGUGAACCUCCAAGGGAGGUCACUUUUGCCCUUAUUGGCAAGGGUUUGGAAGUGCUGAUAGAGAUUUCGAUGAAAUCUAAGAAGUCCACCAUCGACGAACCGUAUAAUCAGAAUCCACAUGACGAUAAAUCUCCUUCAUACGAGAAUCCUUGUUAUGAUGAAGUUUAUCAAAGUAUUCCAUCCUACCCUUGGGAGCCUCAAGAAAGGAUGGUUCUUCAGCCUCAAGGCUGCAAUUGCUUCGUGAAAGAUUACAUGAAAGAGAUUUAUCGUCAUGUGGAUUCUGAUUAUACUAGUUCGUUGGUGGUGGAGCUUCUUAGAUUUCAUCGAAAUCUCUAUCAGCACUACAUUCAUGUUAAGUGCCGCAAAUGUGGAGGGGUUAGGGUUAUUAUUGAAGAAGUCGGUGCUGAUAACCUAAAAUUCACAGCUAAAGUAGUUUGUAAUACUAUUGCAGUUACUGUGGCAACAUACUACUCAACCAUCCAUUGGCGCCAGCAUAAGAUGAAGCAAACUGGUAAUCUCUCGGAGUGGAUUGGCCUUGGUUCUCUAGCAUCUGGUGAUCACCCAUUUGAUCCACACACGGAACUGUUGAAAACUGGUGGUGUUCUGGUCUUGGUGGGAUUCCCUAGUGAAGUCAAAAUCAGCUGCCAAACUCAAUAUCUCCCUGUUUUGCUUUCACUUCAUUUGUGUUCGGAGACUCUUUGGUUGAUGCAGGAAACAAUGAGUACAUGUUCACUCUCUCAAGGGCAGACUCUCCUCCUUGUGGCAUUUGAUUUUAAGCCUUCUGGUGGACACCCCACCGGUCGAUUCACAAAUGGUCGAACCAUUUCAGACAUUGUAGGAUUUGAGAAUGCAAAUGAGCCAUGUUGUGGUGGGUACUUUCCACCAUUUAUUUGCUUCAAGAGCAGUGGUACAAACAGAAGCUCUGCGUUGUGUACCGAUCGAUUGAAGUAUGUGUUCUGGUUUGCAUAUCAUCCUGCAGAAGCUGCAAAUAUGAUCAUAGCCAAGGGGUUACUUGAUGGGGAUGGAAGUGUUAGCUAUCCCAUUAACAUCCGUGAGCUUUACAACUAUAACUCCUAG